AUGGCUCCGAAACUAAAGUCUGCAGAGAAGAAACAGCAGUCAUUGACCUCCUUUUUCACCCCCAAAGCCGUCGAUGGACCUGCUGUCCCCUCCAAGCAGCAGACCGAAGCUCGAGUAGCGGACGCUGCCGUGAACCAUGACGCCGAGUCUCCUUCUCGCAAGCGACCCCUGGAGGAGAAUACCGACAACGGAAAUGAAGGGCCGGAGAGGUCGUCGAAAAGGCCCAGAGGUGACGAGAAUGAUGUCAAUGGAGAGAAAAGCACAUUCGUUGCCAAGCGUAAACCGACAAAUGCUUCGGGUGCACCCCGGGCUGGUCGCUAUCUGUACGACGACUCAAGUACCAAGCCUGCGACUGGAUCGACACAAGAUGACGGCGGUGAGAAUGACGAAGUAAGAUACAGGAAUCAAGAUCUACAUCGACGAUUUGUAAAGAAACUGGGUCAUCCUGAUGCCAUGGCUUGGAAGUCAAGGGUGGCCCAGGAUGAUGGGGCCACAGGAGGCGAGGAUGGCGAUGCAGAAGAUGCCGACGAAGACGAAUCACCAGCGCCUGCAAAGGCAAAGAAGAAGGGCGCAAAGAGCGGCAAACUUACGCCCAUGGAGAUUCAGUUUCUGGACAUCAAGAGAAAGCACCUGGAUACUAUUCUCAUCGUCGAAGUCGGCUACAAGUUUCGGUUCUUCGGAGAGGAUGCCAGAACCGCGGCAAAGGAGCUUGGCAUCGUUUGCAUACCUGGCAAAAUGCGAUAUGAUGAGCAUCCUUCCGAAGCGCACCUCGACCGUUUUGCCUCAGCAAGCGUCCCCGUGCACAGACUCUCUGUUCACGCAAAGCGGCUCGUAGCAGCAGGACACAAAGUGGGUGUUGUUCGACAAAUAGAAACAGCUGCCCUGAAAAAAGCAGGCGACAAUCGCAACACCCCAUUCAUUCGAAAGCUGACAAAUGUCUACACAAAAGGGACAUAUAUUGACGAAGUCGGCGAGCUGGACCAACAAGCUGAAGGAGCGCCAGCCGGCGGCUAUUUGCUUUGCAUAACAGAGACGAAAUCCAAAGGAAGCGGAACCGAUGAAAAAGUAGACGUCGGCAUACUAGCAGUCCAACCCGCAACUGGCGACAUCAUCUACGACAACUUCGAAGAUGGUUUCAUGAGAAGCGAGAUCGAAACGAGGCUGCUGCACAUCUCACCCUGCGAGUUCCUCAUAGUGGGUGACCUCACCAGGGGAACCGACAAACUGGUUCAGCACCUGUCAGGAAGCAGCACCAAUGUCUUUGGAGACCGAAGUCGAGUAGAGCGGGUGCCUCGGCCACCCACAAUGGCGGCAGAAGCGUACUCGCAUGUCACGCAAUUCUAUGCCGACAAGCUCAAGGACACGUCACAAAACGAGACCGCCAGUGCCUUACUUGACAAGGUGCUCAAGCUUCCCGAGCCAGUCACAAUAUGCUUAUCAGCCAUGAUCAACCACCUCAAGGAGUACGGGCUGGAACACAUUUUUGAUCUUACCAAGUAUUUCCAGAGCUUCACUACCCGGUCCCACAUGCUCGUCAACGGCACCACCCUCGAGAGUCUCGAGGUCUACCGCAACUCCACGGACCACGCAGAACGAGGCAGUCUCUUCUGGGCUCUAGACAAGACCCUCACCCGCUUCGGGCAGCGUCUUCUCCGAAAAUGGGUCGGCCGUCCCCUGCUAGACCAAGACCGUCUCGAGGAGAGACUAGCUGCCGUUGAGGAACUUCUCAACAAGCAAUCCACAGCGCCAGUCGACGAUCUUGAGAAACUCCUCGCCACAACCAAGAUAGACCUCGAGCGCAGUCUCAUUCGCAUCUACUACGGCAAAUGCACGCGUCCCGAACUCCUCUCAGUCCUCCAAACCCUCCAAAAGAUUGCCACGCACUACUCCUCCAUCAAGUCACCCUCCAGCAACCCCUUUUCGUCUCCUCUCCUCGCGACCUCCAUCAAUGCACUUCCCCAAAUUCUCAACACAGUCGUGUCCUACCUCGAGAGAAUCAACCUCGAAGCCGCUCGCAAGGACGACAAAUACGCCUUCUUCCGAGAAGAGUACCAAACCGAAGAUAUUCAAGACCAGCAGAUGGGCAUUGCACACGUAGAGCAUGAACUGGGCGAACAUCUCAAAGUGGCCGCGGCGAAGCUGAAAAAGAAAAAGGUCGAUUAUGUGACAGUGGCAGGCAUAGAAUUCCUCAUUGAAGUCCCCAAUAGUGACAUCAAAAAUGUCCCUGCAUCGUGGAGCAAAAUCUCGGGCACCAAGAAGGUAUCUCGCUUCCACACCCCCGAAGUAAUGCGCAUGAUUAGCGAGCGAGAUCAACACCGCGAAGCCCUCGCCGCCGCUUGCGACAAGGCAUUCAAGAAUUUACUCGCGGAGAUAUCAUCCGACUACCAGCCACUUCGUGAUGCCGUUUCAUCACUCGCGUCACUCGAUUGUCUCCUUUCCUUAUCCAAGGUCGCCGCUCAGCCAGGAUACCAUAGACCAACCUUCUUACCAUCCUCAUCCGAACCUACAGUGGCCAUUACUCAGGGUCGGCAUCCCAUUGCAGAACAUACCAUUGAAACAGGCUACAUCCCAUUCAGCACCACCCUCGCCCACCCCUCGCCCCUGGCACACCUCAUCACAGGUCCCAACAUGGGCGGCAAAUCAUCCUACGUCCGCGCCCUCGCCCUCAUCGUGCUCCUCGCACAGAUCGGAUCCUUCGUCCCUGCAGAUGCCAUCUCCCUCACGCUCUGUGAUGCAAUUCACACUCGUACCGGCGCAAGGGAUAACCUCUUUGCGGGGGAAUCUACCUUCAUGGUGGAAGUAUCUGAAACAGCAAGAAUACUACGGUCUGCCACUCCACGGAGCCUAGUUAUUUUCGACGAGCUUGGUCGCGGGACCAGUACACAUGAUGGUGCCGCCAUUGCUCAAGCAGUUUUGGAGCAUGUAGCAACUGAGACGCGUUGCCUCACGCUAUUCAUCACGCAUUACCAAAACCUAGCUAGAGUGGUGGAAGGCCUGCCCGGUGUCAGUAACCUUCACAUGAAGUUUAAAGCUGGCAAAGGGCCCGAUGGUGAUGAGGAGAUUACUUUUCUCUAUGAAGUGGGCGAAGGGGUUGCACAUCGAUCGUACGGGUUGAAUGUUGCGCGUCUUGCGCGGAUCCCCAAAAAGGUCAUUGAUGUGGCUGCCAAUAAAUCUGGUGAGAUGGAACUGGAUAUGAGGAUGCGGCGUCUUAGAGGAGCCAGCCGAAUGCUAGCUGAAGUAGUGAGUGAUGGACCAGAUCAGCUAGAGCAUUUGAUUGCGAGUAUUGAGCAGUUGUGA
Molecule: messenger RNA, 3297 nt
Organism: Metarhizium acridum CQMa 102
Lineage: Eukaryota; Fungi; Ascomycota; Sordariomycetes; Hypocreales; Clavicipitaceae
Product: Mismatch repair protein msh3
Biological process (GO): mitotic recombination; mismatch repair
Cellular component (GO): nucleus
Molecular function (GO): ATP-dependent DNA damage sensor activity; mismatched DNA binding; ATP binding
Source: RefSeq, a predicted model, not a curated record